Messenger RNA from Colletotrichum lupini, 627 nucleotides. RefSeq lists its product as uncharacterized. The transcript is spliced from 5 exons. The record is from RefSeq and is a predicted model, not a curated record. Bases 1 to 627 code for a protein of 208 amino acids. Lineage: Eukaryota; Fungi; Ascomycota; Sordariomycetes; Glomerellales; Glomerellaceae.
AUGCCUAUUGAGUUCAUGGGAAGCCCGUUUUUGCACUUUCCUAUGCUGAUGCCGCUCACGGCUAUUUUGCCCGGAUUCCCGUCAACGAAUCAAACGGAUUUUGUGCCGAAACACCUUCCUGCUUUUGAAAUGAGAUCUUGGGUGGAUGUGUUGUGGAUAGUUUCGACUUGUGGUAAACUGAUCCCGAGGAUACGUGGACAGUCGGCUCCCUUGAAAAGCAUAAAUAAAGCCCUCCUUCACCCGCCUCUAUCCCACGUUCUCAUCACCAACAACCUCGAAUUCGAAAUCAGUCAGAGCAAUUUAAGCAAACUUCACAAAAUCCAUUCUCAACUAGGUAAAUAUCGACAUGUAUCAUUGACGCCUACUGCCGUCACAUUUAGAUCUAUCCAAAAUCUUACAAUGAAGCUCUCCGCCACCGUCGUCGGCCUCUUAGCCGCUCUCGCCAUGGCAGCGCCAGCUUUUGAGACUGCUGAAGCUCUUGAGGCUCAGACAGAAGCUGUCGUCAAUGAGCUGGUCAGUCGCCAGAUCUGGCAAAUGCUAGAGGCAAACCCAAAAUUUCACUUUGAGGGCCGUGUGAGUGUUACCUGCGCCUCAAUUGGUCUGUUAUCUGGCAAGGAACCAGCUUAG